UGCCGCAUCACUAUGCCCAUGUACUCAUUUAUAAUUGGCUAAGAGCUGGCUAGGGGGCGUGGUACCAUCUGUUGCUGGCCGAGAAACAGGAAGACUAGGGAAGAUGGCGGCUGUGGAGCCGGUGGUUCGGCCCUGGGAGAGGAGCGGCUCAAGGACGUGGUGAGAGGAUGGACAACAGCGGGGGAUUAUGGGAAAGGAAGGAGGACUCGGGGCGCCUGGCUCGGGAGCAGUGUCCUGGGGUGAACAGCCGACCCUAUGUGUGUGAGAUGGGUCACUGCUGCGGGGAGACCGGCUGCUGCACCUACUACUAUGAGCUGUGGUGGUUCUGGCUUCUAUGGAGCGUCCUGAUCCUUCUGAGCUGCUGUUGUGCCUACCGACACCGCCGUGCAAAACUGCACCUGCAGCACCAGCAGAGACAGAGGGAGAUCAACCUGAUCACUUACCAACGUGCCUCUCACUACUCACCCUCUACACUGGAUCUCAGGGUGUUGGCAUCUUUUAAACUCCCGGCUUAUGAGGAUGUUGCUUACCAUCCCACAACCCCUCCACCUCCAUACAGCUCCAUCCUCAACCCAUUUGGACCGCCUUCUUCCCCACCCCCAUCACUAGAGGACACAGCCUCCCCUAGUACGGAGCCCUCCAGCUGUUGCUCUUGUAACUCAGACUGUGAGACUUCAGGCAGCAGCUGGUCCUUCUCUCUGCAGGUCACAGAUGAGACGGGGGCGAGCCAAGGAAGCACUGCCAGUUGGGAGGAGAGUCCGGAGGAGGAGCAGGGGGCCAGUGGCAGGGGGGCUGCUUUCUCUUCCUAUGUGGACUUGUUUGAGGGAGGCAGCCAUAUCUGCUGGGCCAUUGAGGAGGAGGAGGAGGAAGACGACGAGGAGGAAGAAGAGCAUUACAGAUGGCGGAGGCUGACGGGGGACUCUGGGAUAGAGGUGUGCCGCUGUCAGAUAGUGGGAGAGGAAGAGGAGGAAAGGAGGGACCCACAUGAUAGUUCAGGGUGCAGAGAGAGAAGUAAAACAGAGGCUGCGGAGUCUCUAUUAGAGAAGGGUGAGGCAGAGCCAGACUCACCCGUGCAGCCCGUAUGAACAGAGCAGGAGAACUGCAGGAAAAUGAUCUGAUGCAGGAGGGGACCAACCAGCAGCCAUGUCUCUCACCCUGUCACUGAAUGUCUCUCCCACGUGCCCCUCAGCCAUGUGACAGCGAAGAGAUGGGGGAGUUGUACCCCCUAGGGGAAUGGAAGGCUGGGGGGUGCAUUUUACUACAUGGAGCUACGGUCCCGUGCAGUCUGUCUCUCAUGCCAGAGAUGAUAGAGACUUGGGUCCAUGGAGUCCUCAACCACAAAUGUGUCUAUAAACUGGCACAAGCCAUCAAUCCCCUGUCUCAUUCCUUCUUGGGGGACAUUUAGAACUAGGGGUGUCUCACUGCCACUGUGGGCUGAUCUGGAUGUGACUGUGUUAACACCAAAUAAAUUCAAGGUAUCAAACACCA
Xenopus laevis (African clawed frog) is the source of this 1488-nucleotide messenger RNA. RefSeq names its product WW domain-binding protein 1-like (gene wbp1.L). The transcript is spliced from 4 exons. Lineage: Eukaryota; Metazoa; Chordata; Amphibia; Anura; Pipidae. Bases 168 to 1085 code for a protein of 305 amino acids. The record is from RefSeq and is a predicted model, not a curated record.